Messenger RNA from Thrips palmi, 3722 nucleotides. RefSeq names its product histone deacetylase complex subunit SAP130-A (gene Sap130). Gene Ontology annotation, biological process: negative regulation of transcription by RNA polymerase II. Bases 162 to 3584 code for a protein of 1140 amino acids. The transcript is spliced from 18 exons. The record is from RefSeq and is a predicted model, not a curated record. NCBI's taxonomy places the organism in Eukaryota, Metazoa, Arthropoda, Insecta, Thysanoptera, Thripidae. Gene Ontology annotation, cellular component: Sin3-type complex.
CCCUCUCCUCUUCUUUGAAAGUGGCGUGGCAUAGCGUAGUGUUUUGGCGUCGGUGAAAAGUCGUCAGCUGUGUCUGGCCGAAGACCGUAUUUUUUCCUGAUAUUCUCGAACAUUUUCCAUUCAUGUAGGGAAUCAGUGUGCUUCCAACAAAAUCAAUCACAAUGCAGUCGGGGGGUCCACCCGCCAGUACGGCACCAUCUGCGUCGACCAAUGCCCCACCCCCAACCCAGUCAGUGGGAGGCAUCUCUAAACCAAGUGGGAAUGUCAUCAGACCUGCUCAGCAAACUUCAUAUCAUGUGCCACGAGGAGCUGCGGCUGUUGCUAACAUUGCCAUGCCUAGACCAGCAUCACUGGCUACAGUGCGCUCUGGCCCUGCAGGAAGCCUGGUGAGCAUCAGGGGAUCCAGCAGAGCUCCAAGCCCAGCACCACAACCACCACAGCAUCAAAUUCGCACUCGGCCUGCCAGUUCACCAGCCCCUUCUGGUUCAAGACCAAUUACACCUCAAAGAUCUGAUACUCCACGCCCCCCUUUGGAGAAAUCAUUUGGAAAGAGUCCAGUUCCUCUGCAGCAGGGACGUGUGACACCACUUGUUGGUCAAAGUCGUCUAGCAGCCCCUCCUGCCCUAUCAUCUCAACCUGGAGCACCAGUUCAGAUAGUCACUCAGACGGUCGGUCAAGCUGUAACACUUUCAACCAGUCAGCCAGCUGCUCAGCCCACCAUGCAAGUCAUUACUCAAACUCAGCCUUCACUCCAGCCCACCCUUUCAAGUGUAACCUUGGCUGCUGGGGGUAAACCACGACCAAUAACCCAGGCUGGUACUGUUACAACACUUCCAACAAACCCACCUGCUGUUGUUUUGGCAACUCCCGCUCGACUUGCAUCUCCUGGUUUGAUCGGGGUGCAAACUGGCACAACUCGUCUUGCAGUUGCUACAGCUUUACCCUCUUCAGGUGCAAGGAUUGUCAGCCCAUCCGCUCGGGUGCCUCAGGGACGAACAGUCACUUAUACAAGCUCUCAUCAAGUUGCCAUGCAGGCUGGCAGAAUGCCGCCCACCCCAGUCCGUCUAGGUACCGCUGGUGCUGGCCGUGGUGUAGUCUCUCUGCAUCCAGUGCUCGGGGUGGCCCCACUCAAGCCGACCCCAACUCCUGGUUCAGCGUCAACAACAGUCACUGCAGUUUCCACUCAGUCGGUGGGGCAGGUCUCCGCCCAAGGCCCUGCCACAACCUCCACAAUCUCAUCUGUUCAGCCGCCACAGCCUUCGGCUCUGCCUUCACUCCAGCCUGCCACGUUGCGGGCCUUGCCUGGCCAAUCUAAAGUGAUGGCCUCUGCGGUGGUCACUGUGGCUGCAGUGGCAGGUGGUCCUCUUCGCUCUGUUGUAACAGCAGUUCCACCCGGAGUUGCACCGACAACAACUUUGGCUCCUGUGCCAUCUAUUUUAACCUCUCCGGCCUCAACACCUGCUCCAAAACCAGUUGCGUCUCGUCCAGUUCCUGUUGCUGGUCAGCAGGUGCGUCCUGUACAAGGCCAACCAAGUGUUUACAUUCAAACUGCACACCGAUCAUCGCCAGGUCCAGCUGGAGAGCGUAGUGGCACCUUCCCAAUCCAGCCAGCAACCUACUUCUACGAAGCUCCUGCUGGCUCGUACCAAGUGGCCAACGUUGCUCAACGCUACGCUGGCGGACCUCCAUUCAUAGUGCAGGCCACUGCUGCUCGGCCCGUUGGAACCGCUCCACACGCCAUUGCCUCUGCGCCUGGCGCUGCGGCCGCGGCUUCCAGCACGACCAGUGUGCCGGUGGCCGUGGCGACCAGUGUGGUGACCAGCGCUGGCUCGGGCAGCGCGGCGGGCACCGUGGCCAGCAUCGGCAGCAACGUGCUGAGCAGUGUGGUGAGCAACGUGGUGAGCACCGGGCAGCCGGGGCAGCCGCCGCGCUUCAACUCCAUCAUGGUGCUGGACCCGUCCCGCACGGCCCUGCCCAUCCACGCCGUCGUCCCCGCCGAAGGUGGUGUAACAGGAACAACCUACAUAGCGGCUGAUGGUAGCCUCCUCCCUGUACAAGCGUUGCCAGUUUCCGCUACAGCUGCCCAAAGUGGCUCGACCCCAAGUACACCUUCGGUUUCGCAAGCCAGCAGUCAGUCUGACUCCACGCAGACUUCCCAGCCUACACAGAUAGUCACGCAAGUGGUGUCGCAGCCUGUGACAUCCUCGACGGCGGGCCAUCUUCCGAUGCAGAUCCAGAUGGUGACCACUCCGGUUCACAUCCAGAUGCAUCCCCAAGGCCAGGCUCCCAUCUCCCAACCCCAAAUCAUUCAUUCCAGCUCUCAAAGUGCCACCGCCCACUCUUCACACGCCACCACACUGGCCCAAACGCAGCCGGCGUCGUCCGUGCCAGUGCCAUUAUCUCUGGCCAUGUCUCAGGUGCUUUCGCACUCUCAGCCGCACACCACUGUCCACCUCACCCACUCCUCACUUCACCCAAGCUCGCAGUCCCAGACUCCAGGGCCCACACCCACCACCCCCAACAAGCCCAACGCCUCACCCCGCCCCAGCAUUCUCAGGAAAAGAGAUAAUGAAGGCUCUCCAAUGAAGGCUCAGAAAAAUCUGACACCUCUGCUUCAGAGCAUGAGCUCUAUUCCUCCCUCGGGCACAGCAAGCAGUCUUCCUCCCGCUGCCAACCCGCCGUCUCCACCGUCUCCCCCCAAGCGGCCCGACUCUGGCGGACCGCAGUCCAGCGGGUCGACCACGAUCUCGGCAACGUCGUCGCCAGGCCAGGAAUCCCCUCCUGCGGGAACCAACCAGCCGCCCCCGACGGCUGCGAGCAUUACCGCGGGCCUGCAGGCCGCUGGACUGCACGGCACUGAAAUGAGUCCGCGCAAGAAGCCGCGCAAGCAGCAGCUAACGGGCAAUGAGCUUCAAGAGCACAAAAUGAGUGAUGAAGAUAUGGAAUUUCUUGCUGAAGAUAAUGGUGACGAUUUUCCUCUGAAUCAACAAGCUCAAGAGCCACAGCAACUUCAUCAACAAGUAUUACAGCAGCAACAGCAGCUGCAGCAGCAACAGCAACUGCAACAGGCUCUGCCUCCACCUCCGCCUGCCCCUAGAGAAUUCACUCUGAAGAGGCCCAACAUCUCCCUACUGAGUACCUACCGUUAUUCUUGGAAGUCCCGAAAUAAUCACUUCUUAAGGCACAGUGAUGUGAGACCAAAAGAUGAAAGGAGGCCCUCUGUAGGUGAUUUAGCUUCCCAGCGUCAUAUUUAUCAGAGGCUGAAUGGGUGGAAGGUUCACCAUUUAACGGCUCAAAUGGAAGACUUGGCCGAUGUUGAAUCAGAAGUAUGCCAGCAGUUAGAGUCUAUGUUAGGAGUGCUGCAAAAGCAGGGAAAGACAGAGCAAGAUGAAGACAAGGAUGUGAACCGUGUGAAUGAACUUAUCAAGGGCAAUAUGCAGCGAAGCCGUGUCAUUGCUGACCAGUUGACUGAAGCCAAGGCCACCGUCAUGAAAAUCUUCGAUCAUAAGCCUCAUGUAAGUGAUAUCAUUCACAGAAGCUCCGGAAAACGAGAAAGAAUAUUCAAAAAAAGAGAAAAAUCAUAGUUUAUUUAAAUAGUACAAUCGCAAAUUGUAUAAUUUUCCUGUAAAUAUCAAUCUAAUUUUUUCCUAAGUACAGAAUUAUUAAGGUGUGAAUCACUAGAUUAGUUGUCAUAACAAAAUAAAAAUAUGUAGAAAUUAAAA